AUGGAGACAAGUGACAGUGAGGACUCAGCCGUUUAUACGAAUAGAAAGAGAGGUGCAACAUUGCCUUAUGCUGAUAUUAAUAGCAGUGUCGAUGAUGAAGAUGAUGACGAUGUAGAGGACGCUCAUGAUGUCGACGACGAUGAUGAUGAUCAACAUGAUGGCACAUCUUCUGCACCACCUGUAAAGAGGAAGCCAGGACGUCCACCAGGGCGACGCGGCAGACCUCCUGGGCGAGGCGCGAGGAGUAAUAGCAACACUGGCAAUCGACAGGCUGGCUCAAAGAAGACAAACGCUGCGUCAAAAGUCAACAAGGGAAAGAAGAAUAGAACACAUCAACAGCAACACGAAGAUGAUGAAGAUGAUGACUAUCAAGAUGACGAGUAUUAUGAGGACGAUGGUGAUUCUGCCUCAAAGAAGAAGCACAACUCCUCAAUGGACAUUGACGAUGCAGACGUCAGUGAAGAGAUGUCUGCAAUGGAUGACGAUGAAGACGAAGACAUGGAGGACGAAGUGGAUUUUGAACCCGACGAGAGUAUGGACAAUGAGGACGAGGAGUCUAGCAAACCGGCCAAGGGUGGUGGAGGUGGCAGAGGCGGCCACCAGCGAAAGCAACAUGGAGAGAAGACUGUAAUAACAUCGGAUGCCGCACGAAGGAAGAAACAGCAACGACAACAAGACAGUGUAGAAUCACUAGCUCUACAAACGACAUCAACUACUACACUACCCAGCAUGUCAUCACCGCCAAGGAGUGCGCGACUACAGGCUGCUGCAGCAAACAAAGAUGCUGCAGCUGAACACAAGACUGAGGAGCAGCCUGCAGUGCCCUAUCAUUGCGACUACUGUCAGAAGGACAUCAGUAGUUCAGUGCGCAUUCGAUGCUCAGUGUGUGAGGACUUUGAUCUGUGUCUCGAAUGCUUCAGCGUUGGCGUUGAGAUCACACCACACAAGAACUAUCACGACUACCAUGUCGUGGACAACAUGCACUUCCCCAUGUUCACCGAGGACUGGGGUGCAGACGAAGAGCUACUACUACUAGAGGCUGUGGAGAUGUUCAGGAUGGGCAAUUGGAAUGAGGUCAGCGAGAACGUCGGUCACAAGUCACCAAUGGAAUGCAAGACACAUUACUUUACCUAUUAUCUAAACACUAAUACAUCACCAUUACCAGAUGUGUCCAAGGUAUUGACAACGAAUGAGACUGUAAACUUUAAGAGAGCAAAGGCAACAAAGUACAACCCUACAGAUAGGAAGAAAGGACCUCAAACUGAUUCAGAGGGUCCAUCAGGACCCGUAACAGACUCUGUUGGAUUUAUGAAGAACAGAGGACAGUUUGAAUCAGAGUUUGAUAAUGAUGCCGAGGUAGUUGUCAAGGAUCUUACAUUUGAACAAGAUGAUACUACUUCAGAUAGAGAGACUAAACACCAGGUAUUGGAAGCAUAUAGCCAUAGACUGGACGAAAGAAUCAGAAGAAGGAACUUUAUCAUUGAAAAGGGACUAUUGGAGUAUAAGAAGAUUGAAAGAAAGAGAUUGAAGACAGAUAAGGAGAUAUAUAACUCAAUGAAGGUAUUCCUUCAGGUCAUGUCAAAGGAGGAUCAUGAGAAGCUGGUCAAUGGAAUAAUAGCAGAGAAGAACAUGAGGGAGCGAAUUGAACAGUUGCAGAACUAUAGAAUGAAUGGUGUGCGCACACAGGAGGAAAGUCUUCAGUACGAUGAGGAUAAGCGAAAGAGGGACGCAGAGAGGAACCUCAGAAAGACCAAGAGCGAUCUGGCCUAUCACACUGAGAAGCCACCAGUCAUCAAGAACCUGAAACAGAUGACCAAGGAGAAGGAGGAGAUAUUCUUGGGCAUUGGAAAGGGUGCCACUGAGCGCAAGUCGCUCAAGAUUCGAAAGAAUGUCUCACUGGAGAUGGAUGGUUUGCCAAACGUCGACGCGCUCUCUGUCAAGGAGAAGCAGCUCUGUUCAAACCUGCGACUAUUGCCACAUCAAUACCUGUUGAUCAAGGAACUGCUCAUUGGUGAGAACCUCAAGACUGGCAAGCUCAAACUGAGCACCGCCAACAAGCUGUUGAAGCUCGAGUCGGCCAAGGUUGUCAAGAUUUACGAGUUCUUUGAACAAAGUGGAUGGAUCAAGAGAGACGGUCCUGCACCUGCUCCUGCCUCUGGAGGACUGACACAGAACAUCACUAGUCAUGCCAGCUCAGCCAACUAA
Acytostelium subglobosum LB1 is the source of this 2205-nucleotide messenger RNA. RefSeq lists its product as hypothetical. Gene Ontology annotation, biological process: chromatin remodeling; regulation of transcription by RNA polymerase II. The record is from RefSeq and is a predicted model, not a curated record. Lineage: Eukaryota; Evosea; Eumycetozoa; Acytosteliales; Acytosteliaceae. The transcript is spliced from 4 exons. Gene Ontology annotation, cellular component: nucleus. Gene Ontology annotation, molecular function: chromatin binding; zinc ion binding; protein binding. Bases 1 to 2205 code for a protein of 734 amino acids.